CGUUUGAUUUUUAACUUCGGCAAAACAAGUAAAACAAAUGGAAUCCUGUUUUUAUAAAUAAGUUUAAAAAAUUUUUACUUGAGCAUAAAAGUCCAACACCCACUAUAUCUUGAAUAAAUUUAAUAUAAAUCUUUUAUGGCUCUGAUUUUUUAUUUGUCAGAAUGAUAUCUAGCUACCCUAUUACAUAUUUCCCUAUAGGAGGUCAGAUUCCUAUGCAGGUAUCAGAUGAUGCUGGAAAGAUUUUUGUUGGAGGGAUUCCUGCAGAAACCACCAAAGAAUCAUUAACAGAAUACUUCCAACAAUUUGGUGAUGUUUCAGACUCAAUUAUAAUGGUCGACAAUAUUACUAGUAGGUCGAGAGGUUUUGGAUUUGUAACAUUUGUAGAUCCUAAUUCUGUAAAUAAAGUUCUUGCUCAUUCUCGUCAUUGUAUUCAUGGAAAAGUGGUUGAUGCAAAGAAAGCUGUUCCAAAAGGUCCUAAUCAAGGAAAUAUUUUGCGCGCAAUGUACUUGCGAGAUGCUGCAAGAAAUGGUAUAACUUCUAAUCGCGCAGAUCGUAAUCCUGAUUGUAAAGUGUUUGUUGGUGGUGUUGCUCAAGGUACCACCGAAUCAGAUUUGGAAUCUCAUUUUCAGUUGUAUGGAAAUGUUCUUGAAGUGAAAAUUCCUAAGGACCAGAACACUCACCGUGCAAGAGGAUUUUCAUUUGUGUUAUUUGAAGAUCGCGAAAGUGUGCUCGCAGCAACUAAAGAAAGAUAUCAGAAGAUUAACGGGAAAACGGUUGAAGUUAAAACAGUCCACAUUCAACCAGCUAAAGAUGACAAUAUUGAUGCUGAAAGUCAAAUACAAAGUCCCUCCUUGCCUUAUGUGCAAUACAGUCAGCGUCCUGGUUUUUAUCAAACUUACCCAUCAGGUUUUCUAGGAGUAGGAGUUGGUCAUAGUGGUGGUGGAAUAAGUCCUCAAAAUUUUUAUGAGUCCCCAUAUGAACCUUCUCCAAGUGGAAGUACCUCCUCUGCAGCUUCUAUAGGGUCUGCAGGGUAUGGUGCUAGAGUAAAUGCAUGGGAACAUCCUCAGCGCAUGUCUUUUAUGGAAGAAUAUCCUUAUAUGGCUUCUCUUUACCCAGCAAUGAAUGACCUCUUGCUAUCACCACAACAACAGUAUGCUCUAAGAUCUAAGCGUUUUAUUCCAAGGCAAUUUAGUCCGGCUGCUCUUAGUUAUUCUAUACAACCUUCUACUUCUGUUGAUCAUACAAACUUCAAUCCAACGCCAACUGCGUUUCAAGGAGAUCCUGUGUCAUAUGGAUCUUCUUCGUUUUCAACUAUGCCUGCUGCUCCCGUUCAUCCUUUUAUUCCCGGAUCCAAUCCUCAAUCAGUAUCUUUACAAGGUUUUGCUUCAAGAUGAUUUUUGGAUUCAACCCUUAAUCAGUUUCUUCACACGAUUUUGCAUCAAGAUGGUUUCUGGAUCCAACCCUCAAUCAGUUUCUUUACGAGGUUUUUUGCAUCAAGAUAAAUUGCAUUGCGUUCAUUUUUACCAUUUAUAGAACAGAUGAAAAGAUUUUCACUUGGCAAUUUUAUUAUUUUGUUGGUAGUGAUUUUAUUUAUUUUAUUGGUCAGGCUGUUAAUCAAACCAAUUAAAAUGAUUUGGUUUGAUUUUUUUAUUGGUCACGCUGUUAAUCAAACCAAUUAAAAUAAUUUGGUUCGAUUUUUUUAUUGGUCACACUGUUAAUUAAACCAAUUAAAAUGAUUUGGUUCGAUUUUUUUAUUGGUCACACUGUUAAUUAAACCAAUUAAAAUGAUUCGGUUUAAUAUUUUUCUACUUUUACUCUAACUUUUUUAAAAUUACUACCCCUUUGCGUAAUCACAAUUUAUUUUAAUAUUUUUUUAAAACUUUUUUUUGUUUUUAAAUUUUUUAACCCUGUUUCUUUUUUUCUUUUUUUUUUUUUGUUUUUUUUCUUCUUUUUCUUAUUUUUAUUAAGUAUUAUUUAGAUAGGCAUCGUAAUUGGAAGUAAAUAAAAAUGACAUCCCUGGUAGUUUAAAGAAAAUUAUUUGCUUCUAUUAUUCUAAAUGCUUGCUGGUGUUACCAGCAAAAUAAUUUGGACCAUGCUGGCAAUACCAGCAAUCGACUUUAAUAUUUACUGUAAAUGACGAAAUUAUUAUUUUCAUUUUAAACUGUGCAUGUAAAAAAUUUUCUUUCUGUCUUAGCUGUUAAAUAUAUUAUAAAUAACAAGUGCGCAUAUUGUAAAAAAGAAUUUAUUUUUUCUUAUAACUGUGGUAUUAUAUAAUUGUAUUAUUUUUAGUUAUAUUUUAAAAAUUAUUGUUUUGCUGUUAACGUAUACUCGCGUUUUUCGUAAUCUUGAUUUAAUAAAUUAUUAACACUUUUUUUAAUAAUAAAGCACACAAAGUUUUAUUUAAAUGUCCAACUCGGUGUUAUCAGUUUAAUAAAAACUUUUUUUUUUGUUGAUAUUUUUUUACAUUUUAAUGUAGAAAAGAGAUUUAAAAGAGACUUUAAUUUAUUUACUUUGUCCACUUUAUUAUAUUAUAUUAUGUAUAGAAAUAUAUAUUUUCAAAAUUAAAAUUAUACACGUACACAGGCUUGUGCAACUAA
Molecule: messenger RNA, 2597 nt
Organism: Hydra vulgaris (swiftwater hydra)
Lineage: Eukaryota; Metazoa; Cnidaria; Hydrozoa; Anthoathecata; Hydridae
Product: RNA-binding protein Musashi homolog 1
Biological process (GO): regulation of translation
Cellular component (GO): cytoplasm
Molecular function (GO): mRNA binding
Source: RefSeq, a predicted model, not a curated record